AAUUCACCAUACGAGUCCGAGAAUAUCCCAAAUUGCCUCAAUACGUUUUCAGUGCGCGAAGUGAUUGUCACGAUUAUCACGCGUUAUCGAUUCUUAGUUCGCCAGAAUGCCACGUAAAGAAAAAUUAUUCGAAGAUUUUUCUCAGAAGUUGGAGUAUCUUUAUGAAGAGAUAAUGAAGAUGAAACAACAAAGUGCAAGCAGUUCAAGUGAGAACGAGGAAGAGAUAGACUUUGUCACUCCCAUACCCAGAAAAAAUAGUAGAAAGCGAAUUCGAGCUAUUUCGUCUUCCUCAGACGAGGAUAUAUCCAGGGAAGUAGUGACAACAGCUCUCAUCCAUAGCCCACCUCAAACCAUGUGCGCAGAUUCCUUAAUAGGAACCGACCCAACAAAGUCCACUACUGCAGGGCCACCAUUGGACACAGAAUUAGUAGUUCGCUGGAGCAACUAUCUAACCGAGGGUAUCGACAAGGAAGCAAGGAAAGAAUUCCAAAAAAUUGUCUUUCCGGAAAACUGUCCACAAUUGGCCGCUCCCUCUCUCAACAUGGAGGCAGAUAAACUCAUGUCGUCCUCAGAUAAAAAGAAAGAUGCGCUGUUAAUGUCCCUCCAGGACAAACUUGGUCGCGGUCUAACGUUGUUGGGUGAGAUUAUUUCUUUGCUUUUGUCAACAAAUGUUCCAGCAGAAAUAAGGACGUUACUUACCCCAAAGGCGGCUUUAUCCUCUAAGCAAUUUUGCGAAGUACAUUACCUCUUGUCCAAUCAUCGCAGAUAUCAAAUGUUACCACUAUUCACUCAAGCUACACAAAAAGUUGCUCAAGAAUCAAAAUUGGACAACGAACUUUUUGGAAAGCAUUUUGAUGAAAAAUGCAAAACCAAUUUGACAGUAGAGAAGUCGGCAAUAGAAAUCAGAGCAAAGAAAACAAAGAUGGAAACAGAAGCAAGACCACUCCAACCUCUCAGGAGGGGGGAGCUGACCAACAGGCCACGGUACAGGACGUAUCCUUCGACGUACCCUCCGCAGCGCGACCACUUGAGUCGUUAGAGGUAGAAACUCUUGUCAAAAAAUAUGCGGGGAACAUUCGUCUUUUUAUAAACAAUGGCAAAUGAUUACGAAUGACCGAAAUAUUCUGAAAUGGGUUAAUGGAUAUGAAAUUCCUUUCCACUCCAGUCCUCAUCAGGACAAAAUACCAAUGCAUAAAUCUCUUUCGCAUUCUGGGGAUAUUCGUAUGAAACAAAGUUU
This is a messenger RNA of Phaedon cochleariae (mustard beetle), 1237 nucleotides long. The record is from the annotation of a GenBank genome assembly. NCBI's taxonomy places the organism in Eukaryota, Metazoa, Arthropoda, Insecta, Coleoptera, Chrysomelidae.